AUGCUGACGACUCGGAAAUGCUUGAGGCCUACAAGCCUUCGAAGUAGCUUAUCGGCUCUCGAAUUGAUGGCACCAUAUCAUUCAAGCAAGUCGCUUGUUUCGACUAGAGCGUUCUGGUCAAAUGCACAAUCACAAGGCUGUUGCUAUAGGGAAGCCAAAGGACGCACACCCUCCUACACUUCGAGUCUACACGGAACAAGACGGCAGCACAGGGUCCAACUAAGUGGUCGGUCUAGAGUGAAGCUUUUGUCAGGCUCUCAAUUCUGGAGAUCAGCUAGCUAUUGGAGGAAGCCCCUCGUAUUGCAUGGGAAAGAACAAACUGUAUUGGAGAAUCAUAUCGAAGAUUGGUGGCGUCGAUGGGAUAAGCAGCAUGCUAAGAAGUUUGAGGAUCUUGCCAAAAGGCUUGAGACAGAUCCAUAUGAAGCAUUGUUCGGGGCGUCGAAUCGAUGCCUUCGCUGGUCGAACGAAGGGCCGGACACAGUAAGGACCUGCAGAUCUUCGGAAGCUGCUGAAGGGUUGAGAGGCCCUUGGGACGAGGCCGUGUCUCAGGUCAAACACCGUGUCAAUGGUGGAACAAAAACGCCAAAGAGUGCGCCUGCUGAACUGCAAGAGUACGAAAUUGAUCCAAUAACACUAUAUAAAGUACCUAAAGCAGUCGCUAGCACCAAGUCAAAAAUUGAACCACCUUCACGCACUUCAGAGUCGAAGUCAAACGACGUUCCCGUCAAAAAGUUCAAAUCCUCCUCUGCGAAUGUGGAACCGACUGUCCCAGGCAACAUCCCAUCGACUCAAUCUGACAUCUACCGAAACACCACUGCUCGGGACUGGCUCACUCAAGAAGGAUUUCGCUUUAGUGAUUCAAUAACAGAGUCUGGGAAGAACACAGACUUGAUAUCAGACAUUGAUUUGUCGAAAAUAUCAAAGGUUGAGAGCGCUUUGGAUCGCCAUGUUAGGAAAAAGGGAUCUGAGUUAUCCACCCAGUCAUCUCCUAACUGUGAACCACAAGCCCAACAAAAUCGCAAGGAUGAUGUUGAUCUUCUUCGAGCAAGCGACGUGAGAGCAUCAGCUGGACUCAGGGGUCGCCCACUCAAGGAGGAUCUUUCUCAGAAGCAAGCUCGGCAGAAGUCGCUAGAGGCGAGAUUUGACAGACCGCCAUCGGUGCUGGAGGGUAAGCUCGCCGAGGAAUUAGCUCAAAGUGCCAUUCGGCGGAGAGAGAUUGCGAGUCGUCCAGAAGCACGUCACUCUGAUACAAAAGAUGUUGCUCAAGCAGCACGUGAAGCUUCUCGGGAUGAUAGUCGUCCACCACAAAGCAAACGAGAGCCAACGCCUGAAUGUGCGCCGAAUUAUUCAAUACUAACGAGCAGCCACAUCAAUGCUAUUAGGUCAAAGCUAGUACCUCUAAAACAGAAUAUCGAUCGUUUGAGCGAAGACUAUACCUACUUGAAAAAGCGUAUACUUGAUGAGAAACAUCGCAUUCAAGAGGCUCGUAGGAGGAACGCGGCGACCAAAGCUAAGCAAUUACUUGACCAGGAGGUCAGCAAGCAGAAAGAUGCAAUGUUAAAUAUGGAAUGCCAUCGAUCCCAGAAACCAAGGAGCAAUCUCCUGGAGUCUGCUCCACCCGAAGAUGGCAUCCGAGGAGAAGGAGACGUGGCAAGCAAUAUCCACGAAUUUUUGAAUCGGCCAAGAUGGUAUAAGAGAAAAGCUCCCCAUGCUCAGUGCGAAAUGGACGCGAAGUUUCAUCGCCUUGCGGCGGAGAAGGCCCUGGUCAGAGAAAUUCGAGAUAUCUACGAAGACGCUUAUGGUAAAAUUGGGACAGAGCACCACCAAUUCAGCAAUUCAAGUAUUGCAACGCGUACAGAGGAAGCAGGAAGCCCGCAGAUGACCGGUUCCGUACCUCCAGGAUGGAUGACACAAGGUGUUUCUCCCGAGAGACAGCCGAAUGAGCGACGACCCACGGUAGAACUAACCAGCAAUUCAAGGGCAGAGGCUGUCGAAAAUUCCCCACCAGCACCUAACUUCGAAAAGAAGGAAGCCACCGCACUGGAACUCACCAAAGACCUCAAGAGUAUAUUCGCUACUGCAGCGACGUUGACAGGCGACGAGUUACGUGCUGUAUUGCGUGAAGGAUGGUAUAAAAUGGCGAGCCUUGCGGAUCUAGCCCAAGGCAAUGUGUCAAAGCCUGCCAAACAACUGGAGACUGGAUCACAAGUAUCAAAUGCUUUGAGCACAGUAUCCAUCUCAAAUGAUACCACCAAUACCGCGGACUUUUCAUUGUAUCGGAUACUCGCGUACGAUAGCUCAGCACAAAAAGUCAACUCUGCUAAAUUUUCAUCCCAGCACCUCAUGGAUGAGACCACGCUGACACCUCCACAAGCGUUCCAAACACUCUCCAAUCCCGGCAAAUUCUUACCACAUCUUACCAAUCUUUACAACAAAGGUUACGACGUUGUUUCUGGUGGCAAUGAUAUCCUAGUCCUCAAAAAGACGCGCGAGCUCGUUACAUCCAAGGAAGACUACCAUCAUCGUCCAAACCCGAUCGACGGCACCACAACGCCAGAAGUGUCGACCGGAAACUUCGCUUCACCAACUGGCUUCGUAAACCAUAAUCCGAUCAUACCGCCAGAGGAACAACAGCAAGAAGUUGGACCUGUAUUACCUCGUUCUCAGGGCAAAAUGCGCCGCGAAGAGGAAGUAUUUUCGGCUGGAGAAAACCAGAGAUGGCAAGAGAAAAGACGCAGAAGCAGGAACCACAGAAGGAGGGCAAGCAGGAGGAGUCGGAUCAAAUGGAUGUUGCUCACUGGCACAAUGACUGCUGCAGCUUGCUACGGUGUUGGCGUGUACUUGGAGUAA
This is a messenger RNA of Bacidia gigantensis, 2850 nucleotides long. RefSeq lists its product as uncharacterized. Bases 1 to 2850 code for a protein of 949 amino acids. The transcript has a single exon. The record is from RefSeq and is a predicted model, not a curated record. NCBI's taxonomy places the organism in Eukaryota, Fungi, Ascomycota, Lecanoromycetes, Lecanorales, Ramalinaceae.